UACGCGCCCAUUAUCACCUGGGAAACUUGGGAUAGUUUUGAAAUUUGAUCAAAAAAUUAUGGGGAUGGCAAAAAACUGUCGGUUGGACUUUUUUGCGUUGUUUUUUCCCCUGCCUGGCGCAUGGAUUUCACACUCUAAAUAUUUGUAAUGUCGCCUUUUGCUAGCAUUUCAGCCAUGCAGAAUGUGCGCCAUAUGAAUUACGUGUGAGCAAGUCUUUCCGAUGGUCUGCUAAGAUCCGAUGUUAUUCUCCAAAUCACUCCUGGAAAAACACGUGUGUCCGACCGAAGAAUCGCUAGCCGUUUAUCUAUGAUACUUUGUGGACUUACACCAGCCGCGCUGCCUCUUUAUAGGAGGGCAGAAUACUGGGGGUAAAUUGUUCCUAGUAUGGCAGCCAAAGUCGCUGGAAAUGUCAAUUGCGAUCAAGAAAUUAGCUCUCGUCCGCAGGGCCAGCAAGCAGCAAACAACACAAUGGAUAGCACGGGCCAGGAUUUUAGGCCCUCAUCCCGCAACAACACCGGUGGGGAGGGGGCAAAUGGACCCACAGAGAACCAAGGAACCGUUAUGAAUAACGCCAUGACUUCGGCAGGCCAACCACCGGGAAAUGGUGGAACUGAUAUGGGGACAAAGACAGCAAGCAAUCAUGGCAAUGUUGGUCCUGGCAUGCCUGGUUCAAACUCUGUAAUGCUACAACAAGAUGGUCAUGGCGGACAAAGUGGAUUGGGCGCAGGCCACCAUCCUUCACAGACUCAAAGUUUAGAUCCUUAUGCUGGACCAGGAGGAACCUAUCAAAGUAACAGCAGUGUGCACAACCAACUACUAGACAGUUCUGGACAGAAAAUUGUUCCAAAUAUGUCCGGCAGUGAAGGCUACAAUGGCGGAUAUUAUGGGAAUCGAAAUGCUGGAUACGGCAUGACAAACCAACAUGGCGGACACCAGACAGGAAGCGCACCGCCGAACUCUUCAUUAAACAUGAAUAUAGGCCCAAACCAGAACCAAAAUAUGUCAAAUAAUCCGUAUAACCAAUACGAUGGUCAUAUGGGAUCUAGACAGGGAUAUUCCCCCAUGGUUAUGGGUUCCAGGGCGGGUCCAAAUGUCCCACCAAUGCCGCCAAGUUACGGUUCGUCGCAUCAGCAACAACCCAAACCUUACAGCGGAGACCGAAUUUCAAACUCUGCCCCAACCCUUUCCCAACUUCUCCAAGGCCAAAAACACAUGCCAAACUAUUCUAGUAGUUAUCCUAGUCCAGGUGAGAACAUGGUGAAGGGUUCUGAUGGUGGAGGCUCACUAGGAAUGAUGACAAACCAAGGCACAGGUUUUCACCAAUCGCCUCAAAAUUGGGGACAAAGAAGCGCAGGCAUGUCGCACUCACAAGUCCAUCCUCAGUCAGCAAGUGGCAGCCAUGGCACUGGCUAUGCUGGUCCAAACAUGGUCAGAAAUCAGGGUGUGCCAGAGGGUGUACAAAACUCGGUCUUAAAGCGCCCCUACCCAGGGGCCUACCAGCAGCCUGGCAGUCGACAGUACCCUGUUAUGUCACAACCGAUGUAUCCAGGUAGUCACAUGACAGCAUCAAGAGCGACCCAUAAUGCACAGGGACAAGGGGGAAUGGUCGGGAAUAUGAUUGGAAACAGCGCUCAGUUCGGACAACCGUAUGAACAGAUGCCCUCACAAUAUGGUCAGCAAGGCCAGGGCAUGGAGUUCAAUCACCAACAGCAUGCACCAACAUGGCAACAACCACAUCAGCAAGGCAUGCCACCCUACAGCAACAGCCAACAGCAGCAUUAUCCCAUGUGGAAAGACUCUACACCUUCACAGGCAGUGUCUUCACAUCAGCAGCAGCAGCAGCCACCGCAGCAGCCACCGCAGCAGCCACCGUCCCAGUCUUCAUCCAACUAUCAGCAACCGCAGCAGACAACACCUAGCUUCAAUAGAGGAGGGCAACAGGCCCUGCCUAACAACAGUAAAUCUGGAAAUCCCCCUGAUGAAGUGAGUGUUGCUAACAGACCACCCAGUCUGCCUGAUCUCUCUGGUUCUUUAGAUGACUUGCCAACUGGAGCGGAUUUCUCUCAGAAUAAUGUUGCAACCAGCUCUCAGAGCGUUGAUACCUACUCUCAGUCCUCACAAUCUCCUCACAUGCAUCCCUCUGUGUCUGCGCUUAGACCAUCUCCAUCGCCAGUUGGCUCACCGGCAAGUCACAUGUCACGUUCAUCACUGUCUCCAGCAAGUGUACCAGGAGGAUCGCUAACUCCCCAACCCACUUCCAUGCCGCCACCUUCCAGCCAAUCAGAGUCCAGCUCUCAUAAUCAGAUGACUCAUUCACCAAUGGGACAGCAGGAUAGAGGUUUUAAUCAACCAAUGAUGCCUGGUGCAGCCCAGAUGGGAACAGCAGCACAGAUGGCAUCAGCAGCCCAAAUGGGAACAGCAGCCCAAAUGGGAAGCAACCAGAUGCCCCCUCCAUAUGGUUCCCAACCAGGUACACCUAAGAUGCACCAUGGGCAGCCACAACCCACCCACCAACAGAACACACCAGGAGGACCUCAGAUGUAUCCUGGUAUUGUUGGCAAUUACCCUGGAGGAGGAGGGAGUGGGUUUGGGCCCAACAUGGCCCCUCAAUUCAACCAGCAAGGGAACUUCCCAAGGCAAGCUGGUAUGCAGGGUUUUGGUGGUGGACCUCAUAGUAACUUCCCGUCCCAUUCCGCGGGUAAUGGUGGCAGUGGAAUGUACAUGGAUGGUAGAAUGCGCAGUACAAGUAGUAGUAGCAGCGUGUCUAGCAUGGAAGGAUUUGGCAACUCACAAUACCCAGGAUACAACUCAGGAAGCAUGCCUAAUACUUGCGGGCCUGGAAUCAGUCCCUCACAAGGUACUCCAGGAGUAAACUCAACUGGUAUGAAAAGUCCAGGCUUAGGAGGGCAUGGUUAUGGUUAUAACCAACCCCAUAGAACAGAGAUGCCUGUAAUGGUCCAGGGAAGCAGUAAUACAAGUAGUAGCAGCAGCGGGAUGGGCAGUCCAGGAAUGAUCACAGGUGCUUCUGGAAUCCCUGGUGCAACCAGUGAAACAAGUUUGACUGGUGGAACUACAUCACCAGGUAUGCCCAACCCGACACCGGGGCUUCUAGGACCUGGUAAUAAAGGAGCUCAAGCUGCUGCAGAAGCAGCCGUUAUCGCUGCUGCCAACAUGGCAUCAGCUAAAUCAUCUUAUCAUAGAACACUUGGUACUCAACCACAACAUGCACGGCAACAGCAGCAACAACCUCAACCACAACAACAACCUCCUUAUCCACCACCCUACCAACAACAACAACAACAACAACAACAACAACAACAACAACAACAACAACAACAACAACAACAACAACAACAACAACAGCAGCAGCAGUGGCCUCAUGGGCCACCAAAUCAGGGAAAUCCAAACGCAGCUGGUCCUGUACCCUACUCUUCAUCCAGUCCUAUGCCAGCUUCUAUGCCAAACUCUAUGGGUAGUCCCAUGCCUCCCAACUCUAUCAUGAAUUCCAUGCCUAACUCCAUACCUAACUCUGGGUAUGGUUCAAUGCCUGGUUCCAUACCAAUCUCCAUGUCCAGUGCUAACGUUCCAGGCUCCAUGCCACCAUUUCCACACGGAAACAAUUCACAAAGGAAUAACUCCUUCAUGUCAACGGAUCCAUCCGGACAAGUUACGACCACAAUGGCUAAUAGUUUACCUGGUAUGAUGGGAACUACAGUAACUCCAAGUAUAACAGCCCCAGUGUGUAUGCCUUCAGUAACAACCAGUGGUGGAGGGGGCAUGCCUAAUAUGCUGGACACUCCUAAAAACAGUCCAGCAAUGUCCAAGGAUGACAACAGAGCAGAUACUCCACAGUCUCAGAAAACUGUCAAGCAGUCUGAGACAGCAUCUCGUCCUUCAUCACCUCCUCUUGGACUCCUAGGAGCAUCUCCGCUAGGAUCACCAGGAGCCAUCAGUAAAUCAUCUCAAGAAGAAAGCGCUCCAAGUCCUUCUCCAAGUCUCAUCAAUAAACUCCCUGCUAGUCCUGCAAAUAAACCUCCUAAAAGGUCCACUUCCACCAAGCCUUCGGUGCAUGAACAGCUGAUGAAGCUAUAUGACUUAUGUGACCAUCCGGAGCGAAAGCCUUUCUUAGAUGCUGUGUUUAGAUUGAUGGAGGAUCGUGGCCAGCCUAUACGCACCAUGCCACAGAUUAGUACACAUACCUUGGAUUUAUUCAAGCUGUAUCAUUCAGUCAAGGAGCGUGGAGGUGUAGUCAAGGUUUCUAAGAACAAACAAUGGAAGCAGAUUGCUAUCCAUCUGACCGUUGGCAGCUCUAACAGCGCAGCUUUUACUCUUAAGAAGAACUACAUCCGUUACCUUCUACCGUUCGAGUGCUUCCAUGACCGUGGGGGCGUUGACCCUCAGGUCAUUAUGGCUGAGAUAGACACUAGUAAGAAGAAGAGUAGUAGUAGUAGUAGCAGCAGCAGUAACACAACCAGCGAUGCUACCCAUCACCACCCAGCACCUAACCCCAUGAUGGAUAACAUGGCAGGUAAAGCAGGUCCCAAUCCACAAGACUAUCCUGGUGGACCUAGGGAUAUGUAUCAACAGCGCCCCCACCCAGGAGGUAAACCCAUGAAUCAGAUGCACCCCUACUCUCAAGCCAUGCAUAACAACAUGGGUAGAGGAAUGUCACCAAUGCCCAACAAUAUGAUGCCCAUGCCUAACCAUACUGCUAGUAGCAAUAGUGUGACUGUAAGAGAUCCCUUCUCUGAUGCUGAUUUCCAAUCAUCUGGUAAUGCCCAAGGACCACGACCAGUUCAAGGUCCAUUCCCUCCUGGUAUGCCACAGAACUCAAUGGAUGGUGCAUAUGGACCUGGUAUGACUCAAUAUCGUAACAACUCAAUGGGAGGUGGAGGAGAUGGCUUUAAUGCUAUGGGUAACAUGCCACCCUCAUCAGGCCAUCCUCCUGGUGAACCUUUCCCUAGUGGGAUGAGGAACAAUGCCAUUCCUGGUACUGAUCCAUUUACAUCAACUCGACGUGAUGCAAUGGGAAUACCUGAUGGAUUCAAUAGAAGGACUAACCUACCUGGUAGUGAGCCAUUUCCUGUUAAUAAUAGAGCUGCUGGCUUACCAAUGAAUCAAGGAGGUUCUGCUGCUGUGGCUGCUGCUGCUGCUGCUGGCCAGUUUCCAUAUGGAGGGCCUUAUGAUAGAGAAAGAUUUGACCAGCAGAGAUCGAGAGUUUCGGCCAGCCCUGGUCAACCGAGUCAACAAGGCACCCCUGGUAUCAUCCCACCAUAUCCUAAUAAUUCCAUGGACCAAAACAUGUAUUCCUCUCGGUUCAGUCAGCAACAUGCAGGGUCUAGACCAGCUACUCCUAAUGACUCCUUUGGCCCGACUCCUUUACCUAAUCAGCAGAAACCACCAACUCUUGGCACUGGAUUACCAAAUGAUCAACUGAGACAACAGUUCCCUCAGAAGAGACCUGGUGAGAUGUAUGGUCCAGGGCCACCCGCUAAACGACCAGAUAUCAUAACUCCAACUCCACCAAUGGCUAGACCUGAUGAACCAGCAUUCAGGGGGAUGCCACCCUUUGGUCAACAGGGUCCAUAUCCACAGAAUGCUUACCCAGGAGGUGAUAGACCCAUGGGAAAUCAAGGAGCGUAUCCCCCUGGCUAUAGGGAAGGUAGACCUUCACACCAAGGGCCUACACCUGUGCCACAGCCAAGUGCCAAGCAUGAACUACCUGGUAGUGGAGGUGGGUUUAUGGCAGAACCUUUUGGGAUGAGAGAUAGAGCCCUCUCAGGAGGAGGACCCUCUCCUUCUUGGGGAACCAUGCAGCAACGUCAACCAGCUCCACCUUAUACCAACACUUCCCUUGGACCUCAUACCUUUGUAAGUCAAGCUGGUCCUCCAAGGACUCUUCAACAAGCCUUGAUGGCAGCUCAGCGAGAUCGACAUCCUCCUAGUAAGAUGAUGAAAUCAUCUCCUCCUCAGAUCCAUACUACCUCACCACAGAAGAAAGAGAUUGUGUUUCCACCUGACUCUGUAGAGGCUUCUCAGCCGGCUCUAACCAAACCAAAGAAGAAAACCAGUCGAGAUAUCGGCACUGUGGAGGCGUGGAAACUGAUGAUGGCUCUCAAGUCGGGUCUCUUAGCUGAAAGCACUUGGGCUCUUGAAGUGCUCAAUAUCCUACUCUAUGACAACAAUACCAUCGUCUACUUUGACCUAAGUCAGUUGAAAGGCCUUCUUGAGAUCCUGGUGGACCAUUUCCGGGCAAGUCUUAUCCGAGUCUUUGGAACCUUGAUGGAUAUGGAAGUAAAUGCAAGAACUCGUAGGAAAGAUUUUUCUAAUGAAAGUAGAGACUCACUGAAAGACUCUGAUUGUGUGUGCAGGAAACAUUUAGACGGUAGUCAGAACGUUAUGAAAACAGAACUAGAGUUGAUCCAAGAAGCAUUGGGAUUGUUUGACAUUGAGAAACUGAAAGGAACGGAUAAAGAGAAACCCAUUCGGAUAGAACCAGGUAUGGAUGGAUUCUAUUCUAGUGUGAAGGAAUGGGAUUGUCAUGAAGGCUUUAAGAGUAAUCAUCAACAUUGGCAGCUAGGUGGGGGAGAUAUGACCAAACAUGUUGUACAUGUGUUUGAGAGUGACGGAAUCCUAGCGGACAUCAUGAAACGACAAGCUAAGAGAAGGAAGGUCGAGAGAGAAAAGCUUGUCAAAAAGGCCACCAAAGCCAAGAAGAUUAAAGAAGAGAAAGAAUUGAAAAUAAAGAAAGAAGAAGAUGAUGGGAGUCAGGAUGGCUUGGAGGAAUGUGAACAGGAAGAGGAAAUAAGAAUCAAAGAAGAAGUUGAUUCAGAGAAAGAAUCUGAGGAUGAAUCUGAAGAAGAAGAAGGAAGUGGAGAUGAGCAGAAUAAGGAGAAGCAAGUAGACUUGGAUCAUAUGUGGCUGGAUGCAUGCAGUGAAGAACUCCGAGCUGCUAAAGAAAAGAAAAGUGUAAUCUCCCUGUUUGAAACGCGACCCUCCCUUCCCUCUCCUAUGUCACUUCUUGAAGAUGAAGGGACAUGUAAUGACCACACAGCUCUUGUUACAUCAACGGAUGCACAGCAUUCAUUAGCUCAACGCUGUAUCACUAUAUCUAACAUCAUCCGUAGUCUGUCUUUUAUUCCUGGGAAUGAUGUCGAGUUAUCAAAGCAUGCUGGUGUCCUGGUUGUGCUUGGUAGAAUACUCCUAUUGCAUCAUAAACAUGCAGAGAGGAAGCAACUCCCCCAAACGUAUGAUAGAGAAGACCAUGAUGAUCUAGACACUGAAUGUCCUAUUACAGAUAAGGACACAUGGUGGUGGCAUUGUUUAAAUUGCUUACGUGAGAAUGCCCUGGUAACCUUGACUAAUGUCUCUGGACAAUUGGAUUUAUCACUGUAUGCUGAGAGUGUUAGCUUACCUAUCUUAGAUGGGUUGCUACAUUGGGCAGUGUGUCUGUCAGCCUGUGCAAUGGAUCCAUUCCCUACACUGCCUGCAACAUCUCCUCUCACACCCAAACGCAUUGCCAUUGAAGCCCUAUCCAAACUCAGCAUUCAAGAAAGCAAUGUGGAUAUGAUUCUAGCCACUCCACCAUUCCAGCGUUUAGAGAAGCUUUUUUCCACCUUGACGCAGUACCUGAGCGAUCGUAAAGAGCCAGUUAUGAGGGAGUUUGCAAUAGUACUUCUAUCCAGCAUUUCCCAGGGUGAAAAUGUAGCGAGUCGCGCCAUUGCAACCCAGAACUCCACCAUCUCUUUCCUACUUUGUUACCUGGAGGAUUCUGAAUAUGCCAAGUCGUUGGAGAAUGGCAGUAAUGCUAAGCAGCUGAGCCAGAACCCAGACAUUCAAUCAGUUAGUCCUGAUAUGAUGCGACGGACAGCGAUCCUCUUAGCAUCACUAGCUAAAGUUCCUGAUAACCGACCCCUAUUCCUUCAACAUCAACAUAGACUGCUAAACCUAUCCAUGUCUCAUAUGGUGACAGAUCCUGUUAAAUGUCUCAUCGCUGAUGCCUUGUAUGAGAUCUCUAGGUCAUGAGCUAUGACCUUUGACCUCAGAGUCCUCGUCUUUAAGACUUGUGUGUUCAUCACUAUCUUACCAUGGAUUAACACAUUGAUAGAGACCGAACAUCUGAUAUGAUCAUUUUAAGCCAUUGAGUUGGAUUCAACACAUUCUCCUUGUGAAACAUCUCAUAUAUCAUUUUUAUUCCCCCCAUAGUAAAUACUUCAUCAAUGUUGGGUGUGAACCAUUUCAUCCUAGACUAAGCCAUGUGCCUGUGAGCUUCAUAAGAUUGUGAUUCAAUCCAAGGAUAAUCACUUUACAUCAGUUGAUUCAAUACAAAAUCAGCUUCUGCAAGUUGUGUUCAUUGUAAUUUAAGGGGAUAUUUGUAUGCAUUGUGAUGCUAUUUUGUGUUCACAGGUCCUUGCAUCUCAAUAUGUCCAGCGCUUUGAGUGGGGGGGGG
Messenger RNA from Asterias rubens (European starfish), 8449 nucleotides. Its product is annotated as AT-rich interactive domain-containing protein 1B-like. NCBI's taxonomy places the organism in Eukaryota, Metazoa, Echinodermata, Asteroidea, Forcipulatida, Asteriidae. The coding region runs from base 385 to 8025 and encodes 2546 amino acids. Gene Ontology annotation, cellular component: SWI/SNF complex; brahma complex; nucleoplasm. Gene Ontology annotation, molecular function: DNA binding; nucleosome binding. The transcript has 18 exons. The record is from RefSeq and is a predicted model, not a curated record. Gene Ontology annotation, biological process: chromatin remodeling; regulation of transcription by RNA polymerase II; positive regulation of DNA-templated transcription.